This is a messenger RNA of Symsagittifera roscoffensis, 2382 nucleotides long. Its product is annotated as collagen alpha-1(XXVII) chain-like. The record is from RefSeq and is a predicted model, not a curated record. The transcript has 3 exons. NCBI's taxonomy places the organism in Eukaryota, Metazoa, Xenacoelomorpha, Acoela, Convolutidae. The coding region runs from base 1 to 2382 and encodes 793 amino acids.
AUGAAAAACAAUGUGAAAAAUGGACUUGAUCAGAACUCAAAACGCGACGAAGAAAACAUGCCGAGAAACAUGCUUGAAGGUCAUUUUAAUAAAAGGUCACGGAAUCGAAAAAGAAGGUUGGCACAGAUCAAAAGGAACUUGCGAGAACCAAUUUUGCAAAGAAGUCAAUGGAAAAGAGCUGGUCCGUCGCAACCUCAAAAAUGGAAAGGAGUACGCCCGUUGAAAGGUGCGAAUACUCCUUUAACUACAACAAAGGCAACUGUCAAAACGCCAGCAUCUUUAAAAUAUGCGAACCCGUCCAAAAAAGCCAAAGUCGCAAGCCAGGGAAAACCGUCGCCUAUUAAUAAUGCAAAUCCUUCCAAAAAAGCCAAAAUCGCAAGCCAGGGAAAACCGUCGCCUAUUAAUAGUGCAAAUCCUUCCAAACAAGCCAAAGUCGCCAGCCAGGGAAAACCGCUGCCUAUAAAUAGUGCGAAUCCAUCAAAACAAGCUAAAGUUGCAAGUCCAGGAAAACUAUCGCCCAUAAAUAGUGCAAACCCUUCCAAGAAAGCCAAAAUUGCAAGCCAGGGAAAACCGUCCCCUAUUAAUAGUGCAAAUCCUUCCAAAAAAGCCAAAGUCGCCAGCCAGGGAAAACCGUCGCCUAUUAAUAGUGCAAACCCUUCCAAAAAAGCCAAAGUCGCCAGCCAGGGAAAACCGCUGCCUAUAAAUAGUGCGAAUCCAUCAAAACAAGCUAAAGUUGCAAGUCCAGGAAAACCAUCGCCCAUAAAUAGUGCAAACCCUUCCAAGAAAGCCAAAAUCGCAAGCCAGGGAAAACCGUCGCCUAUUAAUAGUGCAAACCCUUCCAAAAAAGCCAAAGUCGCCAGCCAGGGAAAACCGUCGCCUAUUAAUAGUGCAAACCCUUCCAAAAAAGCCAAAGUCGCCAGCCAGGGAAAACCGUCGCCUAUAAAUAGUGCGAAUCCAUCGAAACAAGCUAAAAUUGCAAAUCCAGGAAAACCAUCGCCCAUAAAUAGUGCAAACCCUUCCAAAAAAGCCAAAGUCGCAAGCCAGAGAAAACCGUCGCCUAUUAAAAGUGCAAACCCUUCCAAAAAAGCCAAACUCGCAAGCCAGGGAAAACCAUCGCCUAUUAAUAGUGCGAAUCCAUCAAAACAAGCUAAAAUUGCAAGUCCAGGAAAACCAUCGCCCAUAAAUAGUGCAAACCCUUCCAAAAAAGCCAAAGUCGCAAGCCAGAGAAAACCGUCGCCUAUUAAAAGUGCAAACCCUUCCAAAAAAGCCAAAGUCGCCAGCCAGGGAAAACCGUCGCCUAUUAAUAGUGCGAAUCCAUCGAAACAAGCUAAAAUUGCAAGUCCAGGAAAACCAUCGCCCAUAAAUAGUGCAAACCCUUCCAAAAAAGCCAAAGUCGCAAGCCAGAGAAAACCGUCGCCUAUUAAAAGUGCAAACCCUUCCAAAAAAGCCAAAAUUGCAAGCCAGGGAAAACCGUCGCCUAUUAAUAGUGCGAAUCCAUCGAAACAAGCUAAAAUUGCCAGGAAACCUAAGCCGUCUGCAAUUAAAAGUGCAUCGCCGAGUAAAAAAGCUAAAGGUUCUAACUAUCAGCAAGGAAAAGUGCCUCCAGCUAUUGGACCUGCGAGGCCAAAUAAACAAGUCAAGCCAAAUACGGCCGGUCAAGCAAAACCAGUCACUAGCGCGAGGCCAAACAAACUUAUAACUACCAACCCAUUAGGAAAUGUUAUUCCCAUUACAAAACAAAAACCGAGCCAAAAAAUUAACAGUUCAAAUUUAAACAACCAACCGCCUGUUAUAACGAAAGCAUAUCCAAAGAGACCUAUAAAUCAAAGCAAAUACGGAGUUCCACCACAAAUUACGAAUGCAAAGCCGGCCCAAGUGAAUAUUAACCAGAGCCAGAUCGGAAUAAACGUCGCCAAACCCAUUAACAAUCAAAAACCAGCGGCACCGAAACUCACUACACCAAGAAACCGAGCGCCGCCAAUUGGAAACGCUAAGCCUGGUAUGCUGGUGACUACGCCCAUUUACGGUGCUCCGCCCAUCAAAGGGGCCAAACCGGCCCAGACGCCGAGCAACACUUCGGCUGUCAAUUCGACUAUAAGCCCGGCUCGACCCGGUGCACCGGGUAAUGGCGGCCAGUGGAACCACGUAAAGUACUGGCGUUAUGGCAUCGAAACCAGGUGUGGUAAAGAUGCGGCCAUGGAAGCAUUCAUAGCCUGCAACAUGGCCCCGGACGCACAAGGCAGACUGACUAACGCAAACGUGCCAGAGUUCAAAGAAUGUGUGGAGCGAAAGUGUUUCAGUUUGAUGAUACAGGCACAUCCAUUGGCUCUUCUCUUUUGGACGGUGGCUGUCAAGUUCUUCUUCGAGUCCAAUUUCACUUGA